AUGAACCAAACAGGGAUGGUGCAGGAUAAAUGGGCCCAAACUGGAUGGAGAGUAGAGCAACAGUAUGCAAACAAAGUGCUGUUGGGCAAAUGGGGAGAAGAAAGACUUCAGUUCACUCGGGAGCCAAAGACAGCCAACAGCAUCAAUCGUGUAGACUACCGGCCCCACUGGGGCUUCGAGCCAGACGUCGCUGAGAGAGGAUCUGCCCUGCUGAGAGCUGAGGGGCUUCCUUCCAAGCAGCUAUUUGCCCAUUAUGGCCCAACAUCCCCUCAUUAAUUAGUCACUCAGUAUGAAGAGCGCAAUGGGCUUAUGCACACCAACGCUUUGCCCACUCUGCAGCCCUGGCAUCCAGAGAGCUUGACAUGGCAGCCUGAGAGGUCUGACUGGCCAAUUUCUGCCCUUCCAACCAACUUUGGUCUGCUGCUGUCUACAAAGCGCUGUUUGGAAAAGCAGCAGUCGCGCCUCCCGUCACUGACUGUGCACAAGUCAGCAUACCAGAGGCUCAGUGCCUUCUGCCAGAGACGCCUCGCCAGGGCUUCACACAUGCUCUCCAGCCACCUCCAUGCAGCAAAUCACAACAACAAGGACCUGGAUCUGAGAUGGUGCUCGCUGCUACAAGUCUCAGAUCAUUCUUUUAGUUUACUUUCACCAUCUCAACAUGCUUCGAGAAAACAAUGUGGCUCUUGA
This is a messenger RNA of Xiphias gladius (swordfish), 687 nucleotides long. RefSeq names its product chromosome 21 C1orf158 homolog (gene cfap107). NCBI's taxonomy places the organism in Eukaryota, Metazoa, Chordata, Actinopteri, Istiophoriformes, Xiphiidae. The record is from RefSeq and is a predicted model, not a curated record.